Messenger RNA from Protobothrops mucrosquamatus (brown spotted pit viper), 960 nucleotides. Its product is annotated as olfactory receptor 4Q3-like. Gene Ontology annotation, molecular function: G protein-coupled receptor activity; olfactory receptor activity. Gene Ontology annotation, biological process: G protein-coupled receptor signaling pathway. The record is from RefSeq and is a predicted model, not a curated record. The transcript has a single exon. Gene Ontology annotation, cellular component: membrane. The coding region runs from base 13 to 960 and encodes 315 amino acids. Lineage: Eukaryota; Metazoa; Chordata; Lepidosauria; Squamata; Viperidae.
CCUGUCACCUUCAUGAAUGCCUCCAGGGUCACUGAAUUCAUCUUACUGGGUCUUUCCAGGUCUCGGUCCAUCCAGCUCCUUCUAUUUGUCCUGGUGAUGUUGUGCUAUGCUGCCAUUCUGUUUGGCAACCUUCUCAUUGUAUUGACGGUGCGCAUAGAUCCACAUCUUAAAAAAUUGCCCAUGUAUUUUUUCUUAUCCAAUUUAUCCAUCAUAGAUACAUCGGUGGGUUCAGUGGUAGUCCCCAAAGUAGCAGCAGAUCUGGUCACCUGUGGCAGGACCAUCUCAUUUGCGUGCUGUAUGUCCCAGCUCUUUUUCUUACACUUCUUUGGGGGUACAGAGAUGCUCCUCCUAACCCUCAUGGCCUACGAUCGCUAUGUGGCCAUUUGCCAUCCACUGACAUACACAACCACGAUGAACCGCCCACGCUGCAUUAGACUGAUCUGCUUCUGUUGGUUUGGAGGCCUCCUCCACUCUUCUAGCCAGUUGUUCCUGGUCUUACGGCUGCCGUUCUGUGGGCCAAAUGAAGUGGACAAUUUUUUUUGUGAUGUUCCACAGGUAGUCAAGCUAGCUUGCGUUGACACCCAUGUCACUGAGAUACUCAUGGUGGCCAAUAGCGGCCUGCUCUCCCUGGUUUGCUUCGUCAUCUUGCUGAUCUCCUAUGGCAUCAUCCUGAGCACGCUUCAAGGCCGCUUCAAGGAGAGUAGAGGGAAGGCUCUGUACACCUGCAGCUCUCACCUGACAGUGGUCAGCCUUUUCUUCCUACCUUGCCUCUUUGUGUACCUUGUCCCCAUCUUCAGCGCCAGUCUGGACAAGGUGUCUUCCGUAUUUUAUACCACAAUCACUCCUUUCCUUAAUCCUAUGAUAUAUUCUCUAAGAAAUCGGGAAAUGAAAGAGGCAAUGGGCCGGGUGAGGAAGAAAUUAAUGUUUUCCCACUGGUCUCAGAAAAAAGCAGAAGGAUGA